Molecule: messenger RNA, 972 nt
Organism: Pestalotiopsis fici W106-1
Lineage: Eukaryota; Fungi; Ascomycota; Sordariomycetes; Amphisphaeriales; Sporocadaceae
Exons: 4
Coding region: 1-972 (323 amino acids)
Biological process (GO): transmembrane transport
Molecular function (GO): transmembrane transporter activity
Source: RefSeq, a predicted model, not a curated record
AUGCCGGAAACACCCUUUAUGAAGAAAAUUCGUAUGCAGGAUUGGAUCGGAAUCGUCAUUUUUACCGCCUUGAUGGCAUGCUUUUGUAUGGCAGGCAGUUUUGGUGGCGUCCUGUACGCCUGGAAUAGCGGCUCCGAGAUUUCUCUUUGGGCUGUCACCUUUGUCCUCUUGAUCGCAUUCAUACUAACUACCAUUUAUCAUCCACUGGUACCAGUGCAGUCGAGGCUUAUGCCAGUGCAAUUCAUGGUUACGAGAGAUCUCAUCAUCAUACCCCUGCAAGCCUUCCUGGUAGCGGGCAGCAUGAUGAUGAGCAUCUAUUACACUCCUCUAGUGUUCCAAUUCACUAGAGGAGACAGUCCUCUGAUGGCUGGUGUGCGCAUUCUCCCGUUGAUAUGCAUGAUUGUCUUUGGCUGCCUCUUCAACGGGGUCGCCAUGCCGAGGUUCGGAUACUACUUGCCUUGGUAUGUUGUGGGAAAUGCCCUGCUAGUGGCUGGCGCGGCACUGAUGACGACCAUCACCCCCUCAAUCUCCAAUUCGGCACUCUACGGGUAUACGGUCAUCAUUGGCCUAGGCGUCGGCGCAUUCCAGAGUGCAGGUAUCGCCGUGGCAUCAGCCCUCGCCCCUGCGUCCGAGAUCUCAAAUGUUGUUUCGGUCAUGACAAUCGCACAAAUCAUAGGCAUCACCUUUGCCCUUGCCAUUCCGGGUUCAAUUUUCCAAAACAAGGCUAUCCAAUACAUUGCCGAGGUCUUGCCCGACAUACCUCGGAAUGAGCUUGCGCAGUUGAUUACCGGAGCGAGUGGGCGAUUUUACAAGAGUCUAAGCGAGGCCGAUCAAUUGUUGGUUGUUGAACAAAUCACCAAGGCUAUCAGCGAAGCCUUUUACUACUUGGUGGCCGCGACCGCUGUCGGCUUCAUCACAUCACUAUUCUUGAGUCCACGGAAGCUUUUCCUUUCGGGUGGCAGUGUCGCAUAA